Molecule: messenger RNA, 2490 nt
Organism: Aureobasidium musti
Lineage: Eukaryota; Fungi; Ascomycota; Dothideomycetes; Dothideales; Saccotheciaceae
Source: the annotation of a GenBank genome assembly
CCCUUAACACCACCGCCACCCUACACAUCCCAACCUGCUGAUCCUACGACCAGUCCUAUUGCUUCCACGAUCAGUCCCACUGUCCCUACAGUCAGUCCCAUCCCUUCUACCUCCCGAAUCGCUAGCCCAAUGGCUCCCUCGAUUGUCACGCCAGCUCAGAAGCUUGAGAUGGUUGAGGCUGAGCUGGAAGUCGCCAAACUUCGCCUUCGCCAGCAGGCAAGAGAGCGUCAAGGUCUGAGAAGAGUUGCCUCUUCUAGAGCCUCAGUACUCCAGAGACUUGCACCCAAAACCUNNCGACUCGAACGAAUGCCAGGCCAACCGCCCGAGCUCUCUAUCCCCAGGCUGGACCAGCGCAGAAUUGCUUGGAACAUGAUUCUGAGCGAGGCCCAUACCCCAAGCGCUUGUUCGAUAGCAUCCCUCAGCAAGGUAUGUGCUUGUCAGACCGCCUCUCGAAUUUUAGCCAUCAUUGACGAGAAUCCAGNNAUUAUGCUUCGUGACCUCUCAAUGGAGACUCAUCACUACGGCGUGAUGCUUGUACUCCGUGCUGUUAGCGUCUCAGCGAUGCAUUCUUCAAUGCAGACUUGCAUUGCCGUUGAGGAUGAGAACGGCGACUACGAGCUGCUCACAAUCCACGACUUUGCAGUGACCAAUCAUCUGUCCAAGGAGAUACAAAUCGGAGACUUCUUUGUAGUCAAGGAACCUUUCUUCCGGACUGUCCUGGACGAGGCUUGUGUUCUGUGUAUCGAUCAUCCAUCUGACAUCCUCUUCUUGGACGCCGAUGAUCCCAUGCUACCCCGUGCUUGGAGAAGCAGUCUUGUUGAAAGAUCACCCAACCAGUGGAAGCAAGUCGGAAACGAGGCUUUGAGAAGCGAUGAUCCAAUCGAAGCUGAGCGAUGUAGAGCACUUGCCGCCAUGACAGCAAACCAAGCGAAAGAUGUCGUUGGAGGUAUUGUCCAUCGUAACCGAGCACAAGCUCGACUCUGUCUCGAGCGCUGGGACGGAGCAUACAACGAUGCAAUGGCUGGCAUACGACCCCUUCCUGCCGAACAGGAUGAUUUUGCAGACUUCCAGAAUAUGAAGGCUCUUUAUAGAGCGGGACGUGCAGCUUACGAGCUCGGUGCAUACGAUCGCGCACACUCAGCAUACACCUCAGUUACCAGGAUUGCCCCCAACGAUCUUGACGGUUUGCGAGAGCUCAAGCGAACAGAGGCACGCAUGGCCGAACAGAUAACAGGGAUCAACUUCUGGGCAGCAACCGGAUCGCGGGCACACGGAACCAAGGUAGACCAUGCCGACUUUCUGCGCAGAACCGAAGCACGCCAAACCCAGACUCGUGGCCGUGGUCUAUUUGCUGUGGAAGCCAUCGCAUGUGGUGACAUCAUUCUCUGUGAGAAAGCACUGGCAUUUGUGCCAUCGCCAGCUGUACCUGAGAGUUUUCACUUAGUGAUUCCACCAGCAGCCACCAGAGGUACAUUCGGUACACAGAGCAACAUGUGGACAGCUGUCAUCCAAAAGAUACUCGCUAACCCCAGUAUCGGUCCCAGACUGCUGAGUCUCUAUGCUGGUCCGAAUUAUCCUCCACUGGACAACCUUGACAUCCCAAUGCUUGACGGUCGACCUGUUGUUGACAUCUUCCGCGUCGAGAACAUCAUCGAGUACAAUACUUUUGGGUAUGCUCAUGAUGCCAGCCUCACCAGUUUUGGCAACGCUGCUUUGGCGAUUCCAGGUAUGGACAACAAGGACGGAUCCAUGGGACUUUGGCUACAUUCAUCUGCCAUCAACCACUCGUGUUUAUACAAUGCUGAGCACAGCUUCAUCGGCGACAUGGCUGUUUUCAGAGCAACUCGCGACAUUGCGAAAGAUGAGGAGAUUACACUGUACAAGGAGAUCAAUGCAUGUUACGAAACGCGCAAUGCUGCGCUCGGUACCUGGGGUUUCAGUUGUGACUGCAAGCUUUGCGAAGCUGACAGGACAUGCCCAGCAACGCCGCGACGCAAACAUCUUCUACAGCAAGCCAAGGAUGUGCUCGAAAGACUCCCAGCACUCAACGCUACCGUUGAGCCACGUAGAAUCGUCAUGAUGUUCGAAGACCUUCUGGCACAGAUCGAAGUGACUUAUCCAGAAGAGUUCUAUCGUGGUCUUCCGCGACUUGGCUUGAUCACCUUGAACCGAUAUUGCGCAUUCGCUUACUCACGCAGCGAUCCCGACAAGGCACUUCACCACGCGCUUGCAGUCAUUGAUGCUCACGGCUACAAGCUGACGAUCACUGGAGAGGAUGUCGAGCUUGACAGAACAGAUGCAAUGUCGGCUCCUCAAGUAGUUGAUCAGCUGAUGAACCCUAGCAGGAUCUAUGGGAACAAGGGGCGGAUGGAGUUGAUGACCAGCCUCAGGGAAUUGGCCCAUGAGAUGUACAUCGUCAUCAACGGGGAGCCGUCUGGUUUUGAGACGAGAUAUGGUAAAACUCGCGAGCAUUGCAGUACUGGGGUUUGA